UGUGCAUGACCCAUGCACCACAACUGCGGCCCGCGAAACUGCCACAGGGCCUUCCUGGAAUAACCAAAAUAACCCGCUAUACGAGAGAAAUGGACGCCAGCUGGAGAGCAUUGAAGCUAAUUCUGGCAGCAGCGCUGCUCCAGUCCUCAAGCGCUUCUGUCCUGAACGUCACCACACCUGAGGUAGAGGUUGGUAAGACUGCCAACGUGUCCUUGGAAUGUUUCAAUCCAAACCCUGCGCCCGGCAUUUCUGAUAUUGUCAUGAUACGAAUCUUGAAAUGGCAUCAUGAUGAGUGGAACAGUGUGGCUGAGCUACAGCGCGGUGAUGAUGAGGAAGUCACACAAACAUCCGACGAGGUGUCCACCGAGGGUACAAUCGGUUCUGUCGAUGAGAGUUUUCUGCGGCUUACGUGGCCUGUGGCGACCAAUAACACACUCGGGCGAUACCGCUGUGAUUUCGUCAGCCUCACUCUCCAAGAGAGUGUUAUGUGGCAAAAGAGUGUGCCUAUUUUCGUCAGGCGUAAAAGGGUUCUCACUGUUCAGAUGCUGAGGGAAACCGUGGAGAAAAACAAGAGAAACGGUUUUCAGCAACUGCGCUCGCAGAAACAAGAUCUACUAGAAAACAUAACGGCCACAGGGGAACUUCUCAAAGCAGGUUUUGAGAGUCUGUUGGAAAGCGAGCUACAGGUCCUGAACAAGACGGUGGAGGAGAACAAGAAUGACCUUGACCUCCAGAACCAAGACAUUGAAAACGUGAAAGCUAGUGUGGAGAACAGCACGAGGGAGCUUCUUCAACUACUGAGCUCACAAAACCAAGAGAUCCAGGAGAAUUUAACAGCGACCAUAGAGGAUCUUGAAGAGGGAUUUGGGAAUCAGAUACAGGUGAGGAUAUCUCAUAAAGUACAACGGACUCCACCUAAGAACCCUCUGUGUGAGGAGCCAACUGGUCUUAAGAUGGGUUAUAAAUUUGGAGGUCCCAUCUCUAAAGAAUCGUCACAGUGUUGA
Molecule: messenger RNA, 1004 nt
Organism: Aplysia californica (California sea hare)
Lineage: Eukaryota; Metazoa; Mollusca; Gastropoda; Aplysiida; Aplysiidae
Exons: 4
Coding region: 6-1004 (332 amino acids)
Source: RefSeq, a predicted model, not a curated record